AUGGAUUCUUGCCCAGUGGCCACUAUUCACGAGACUAAUGAUUACCUAAAAUGUGUGUAUCAAGGCUGUAGACAUGUUGUAUCACUUUACCAGUGGGCACCGCUUGAAGGAGCGCUAAAUCUUCGCUGUUUCCAAGAAAUAGCCGCCAAGCGCCUUGCUUUGUUACAAUAUAUAGAUGAAACUUAUCGGGGAGGACGGAUGAAAGCCACAAGUGAAGCUAAUAAAUUAACCAGCGACACUAAAUCGGGUAACUGCAACAAACUUUCAAAUUUUAUUGAGGAUAAGAUGGAGAAUUUUGGAUUCGCGCUGAGAAAAAAUUCAAUAUUUAAUUCUACGGCGGAAGAAAGACUUAAAUUGGCACAAGUCGACAUCAUAUCGCAUUUCAUACUUCGAUUAGCAUUUGCAAAGGAUUGGAAUAAGAAGGAAUGGUUUCUGAAGCAGGAAUCUCGUUUAUUGGAAUUUAGAUUGGAACAUUUGAGGGGUUCUAAAUUGAUAAACACCGAUGGUGUGGCUAAUUUGGAUAUAUUUUUGAUAAGAGAGGAGAUUGAAUAUAAAACUAUCCAAAGACCAAGUGUGAUAAAUGACAUAUUAUACUCCUCACCUAAGUACCAAUUGUGGAGUGAUUUCAUGUACCAAAAGAAGGAAUCUGGGAGUAUAUCAAAACUAUACCUGGUUCCAUUUUACCCAGAUGGCAUGAAUUUAGUCAAGAAUCACAAAGUUGCGCUUAAUGAUAUGACUGCUUAUGUUCCCUAUGAUUUCCUAAUCCAAGCAAUAGUCACCAAAUUCAAACACGAUCUCAAUCAAUCACUAGAAAUGCUAGAGUCCAACAUGGAGUGGAUUUAUACUGAGAUUUUUUCAGAUGAAAGGCUAGGGCCAUUUUUGCGUGUCUUACCAUCUACCUACUUGGCAAACGAUUACGAGAAGACAUUGGAUGUAGAUGAUGGUACCAGAUUGACUAUUGCAAACAUCAACAAACUUUACAAGAUUGCAUUUCCUCCGUGCAUGAGGAGGAUUUUCGAACAAUAUUUGGUAGAUGGCAAAAUGAAACAUUGGGCCAGGCAGCAAUUGUGGCUUUUUUUCAAGGGAGCCGGAAUGGGACUAAACGAUUCACUUGCGUUGAAUAGAUCAAUUUGGAGCAACCCAUCAAGCUUUGAUAAAGAGCACAGAUACAAUCUACGACAUAUGUACGGACAGGAAGGUAGAAGAGUUACUUACCCCCCCUACAGUUGUUCAAAAAUCAUUAGCGUAUUACCACCCCCAACAGGAGGUAGUACCCAUGGCUGUCCAUUCAAACUAUAUGACAAACAGGGGUUGUCAAAAAUGUUUAAGGGUUAUGGUCUUAGGGAACCGCAAAUUGAGUCGAUCCUAGAAUACACUAAUACACACCAAUACCAAUUGGCUUGUGUCGAAUACCUUUUACAAACCUGCCCCAAUUCCAGCGGAGACGGGGUUGGUAACCACCCUAAUGCAUUCUUUACAGCCGCUAUCAAGAGUAUAUCCAAAUCAGUAGAUGAUACGAAUAAAAACAGCACUAGUAAUAAUAACGUUAAGAGAUAA
This is a messenger RNA of Babesia microti strain RI, 1557 nucleotides long. RefSeq names its product DNA primase large subunit. The coding region runs from base 1 to 1557 and encodes 518 amino acids. Gene Ontology annotation, biological process: DNA replication, synthesis of primer. Lineage: Eukaryota; Apicomplexa; Aconoidasida; Piroplasmida; Babesiidae. The record is from RefSeq and is a predicted model, not a curated record. Gene Ontology annotation, cellular component: alpha DNA polymerase:primase complex. The transcript has 12 exons.